This is a messenger RNA of Python bivittatus (Burmese python), 432 nucleotides long. NCBI's taxonomy places the organism in Eukaryota, Metazoa, Chordata, Lepidosauria, Squamata, Pythonidae. The record is from RefSeq and is a predicted model, not a curated record.
GGAGCGUGUGUGUGGCACAAUCAGUCAAGAUCCCCCGGGAGCCCAAAGAAGGAGAAUUUGAUAAGAUCAUUCGACGCCUUCUGGAAACAUCCCAUGCUCGAGCUGUCAUCAUAUUUGCCAAUGAAGAUGAUAUCAAGAAUGUGUUGAUGGCAGCAAAGCGAGCCAAUCAGACUGGGCACUUCAUCUGGAUGGGUUCUGACAGCUGGGGUUCCAAAAUUGCCCCUGUGAGAGAUGUGGAAGAGGUUGCAGAAGGAUCUGUCACCAUCUUGCCCAAGAGGGCAUCUGUUAGAGGUUUUGAUCGCUAUUUCUCUAGUAGGACACUGGACAAUAAUCGCCGGAACAUUUGGUUUGCUGAAUUUUGGGAGGAUAACUUUCACUGCAAGCUAAGUCGCCAUGCUCUCAAGAAAGGAAGUGCUAUCAAAAAGUGUACAA